AUGGCUGAUCCGUACAGCAUCUUGGGCCUCACCGGCCCGGUUGAGCAAAUCGUCCGCCUCAUCGCAAGUCUCAUCGAACGACACAAAGCCUACAAGGAAAACAAAACGCUCUGUACCGAAAUGCUCGCCGCCUACACCACCUUGCAGGCAGACAUCACGGCACUGAAAGACAUGCCGAUCCAAGGAACGUCGUCGCACACAGGCUUGCUCCAACGUGAAGUCGCGGACAUCUCGAGCUUCAUAUGGAAGUCCCUCGCUGAGCUGCAGAAAGAGUCGGACGACCCAAAAGCGAGACUCGGUCCGUUCACCUCUGCAGUGGGAGAUAGAAAAGUACUAGGGAAGCGCAAGCACCCAAAAGGGAGACUCCGUACGUUCGCCUGUGCAAUGAGAGAUAGCGAAGUUCUAGAGAAGCGCAAGGAAGAAGCGUGCCACCUUCACGAUCGUAUUAUCCAAGCAAGCACGGGCAUCGAUGUUCGCGCGACUCGCGCAGCCGUCGAAUCGAUCAGACGAGGCACGGGUGAUGUGUUCAGGGCGUCAAUAAGAGCCGAACGUAAUCCUGCGUCGAUAUAUGUGAAGCUUGAUUCUCAAGGGAGCGAUGGAUUGCCGAACACGUGUGAGUCGCGUCUAAAAGCGGCUGUGCUACGGAGAGAUAAUAACGAGCAAGUGGGUGCGACAGCAGUGGGACAGGGCGGAGUCGGGAAGACGUGUGCCCUACGAGCGAUCGCGCACGACGAUAAGAUUAAGGCGGAGUUUUCGGGAGGAGUGUACUUCAUGUCGCUGGGGAAAGACGGAAACGUGGGACGUCUGAUUGACGAACUUUGUGUGAUUGUGGAAACGUCCGGCGGCAUCCAGACGGCUGCGGAAAUGCGAGAGCAGAGCGAGUUUGAAAGGGUGUUAGCGAGGGUACACGCGUGGUUUUACAGUCAUGUGUGCCUGUUCAUCGUUGAUGAUGUGUGGGUCGUGAAUGAUAUAGACGCAAACAUCCUUCAAAAGUUGUCUGUUCUGACUGGCACUGCGGGGGGCAGCGGGGAAAGGACGAGCAGACUACUGUACUCCACGAGGGAUAGGGAGCUGCGUCAGAUUGGGGAGCAGGUUUCUUUCGAGCCGAGAGAGACGGAAGGGAAAGAAGCAGUUGACAUGCUUGUGCACGCGAGUAUUGGCGAGGCGAAUCGAGAGGAAGUAGAUGAUGCAAGAUGCAAAGAGGCCGUGAGUGAAAUACUGGAAAUGUGUGGCGGAUUGCCGCUUGCCCUGAACGUGGCAGGAACGAGUGUGAGGUACAUGAGGGAAAGAUGGGAGGGAGAAGUGUCAGAAGCAUGGGGGGAGUACGUUUCGAGGAUGAAGAGGCGUAACACGAUUCGCGGGGAGAGUCCGAGGGACGGAUAUUCGUCGUUGGAUGGGACAUUGCAUACGUCACUAGAUAUCCUGGAGUGCAAUGUGGGGAGCAGUGGGGAGACGGUUGGUGAUUUUUCGUUUCGAAAGAUGCACCGGAGUCUGUGCGUUAUGAAGAAGCAAGACCGGAUACCUUUGAGUUUGGUUGGAGAUUUGUGGGAGCUGGACGAGGAUUGGACGGAAUGGUGUGCAAAGCAGAUGGAAAGGGUUGGAUUAGUGGAACUGCAAUAUGAGAAGGGUUGUGGUAGGUUGCGGGUGCAUGAUCUGACGCACGAUUUCGCGGUGGAAGAAGCGAAGAAGAAGGAGGGUGUAGAGAAGUGGUGCAAGAAUAUGACAGAUGUAUGCAGGGCAGGAGGAGGGUUGCUUGCAAUGAGUGAGGGCCGAGACGGAGAGGGCAAGAGCGCACGGGAGGAGUAUGUUUUCGAGAACAUAUACCGUGUUCUGAAACAGGGUGGGUGUAUAGAGGAGCUGAAGAGACUAUUUUUGAGUGGGCGAUGGGUGAAGACAGUGAUACGGAGAGGCGGGGUUUGGCAGUACGAGGAAGCUGUGAAAGGAUUGAGUAGAGACUUGAAGCGAAAAAGAGGGAGCGGGAUGGUGGGAAUGGGACGGGUAGAUGAGGAUGCAGUGGAUACAAUGGUUUUGAUGAUGCGGGCUGCGCGACUGAGUGUACCAUUUUGUGGUGAAAGUAGUGCUGGGAUUUACUUUCAACUGUAUGGGCGAGUGAAGCACAAGGCACGGGAUUCAGGUUGUGUGCGAAAGAUCUUGGAAGAAAUCAAGAGAUACGCACCACGGCCGUGGGUGCUGCCUGUGAGUGAGUGUGUCACGCGAGCCGAUGGAAGGUUGGUAGAGCAGAUUGUCCUCCCGUGUGACAGUUGCAGAGACAUUCAAGUCGGCAUAGGUUCCAGGGGUGAAGUGUAUGGAUGUCAGGUGGGGGACUCGUCCAGGGGAGAAGUAACAGUUUUCACACAAUCUGCUGAGAAGGAGACGAAGAUGGUUCGAUUAGAAGGCGAGUUCGAAACGGAGAGCCAGAGCCCAGGGGACGUUGAAGCAAGAAGUGUAACUUCCGAAGUGACUGGAGAAAAACGGAGCGUGACGAGAGCUGCCUGCGCUUCUUUCUAUAAGAGGAAGGGGUAUGUUGUUGUGGGAUAUGAAGACGGGACGUUAAGGUUGUGGAGUACGUCGGAGAGGAAAGUAUUGAGAAGUUUCCGCGGUCACAGGUCGCGAGUGGUUUGCGUUGCGAUGAGUGGGGACGGAAGACGUGUGGUAUCUGGAUCGUGGGACAAUAGCGUGCGGGUGUGGGACGUGGAGACAGGAUCACAAGUUGGGGACGCGUUAGUUGGACACAAGGGUCCAGUGGUUGUCGUUGCGUUUAGUGGGGACGGAAGACGUGUGGUAUCUGGAUCGUGGGACUGGAGCGUGCGAGUGUGGGACGUAGAGACCGGAGCACAAGUCGGGGACGCGUUAGUUGGACACACGGAUACUGUGUAUAGCGUUGCGAUGAGUGGGGACGGAAGACGCGUGGUGUCUGGAUCGUAUGACAAAAGCGUGCGGGUGUGGGACGUGGAGACGGGAGCACAAGUCGGGGAUGCGUUAGUUGGACACACCGAUUCGGUGGAGAGCGUUGCGAUGAGUGGGGACGGAAGACGUGUGGUAUCUGGAUCGGAGGACAAGAGCGUGCGGGUGUGGGACGUGGAGACAGGAGCACAAGUUGGGGACGCGUUAGUUGGACACACCGAUGCGGUGUGGAGCGUUGCGAUGAGUGAGGAUGGAAGACGUACGAUAUCUGGAUCUCAGGACAAGAGCGUGCGGGUGUGGGACGUGGAGACAGGAGCACAAGUUGGGGACGCGUUAGUUGGACACACGGGUUCGGUGUGGAGCGUUGCGAUGAGUGGGGACGGAAGACGUGUGGUAUCUGGAUCGUGGGACAGCGACGUGCGGGUGUGGGACGUGGAGACGGGAGCACAAGUCGGGGACGCGUUAGUUGGACACACGAAUUCGGUGAAGAGCGUUGCGAUGAGUGGGGACGGGAGACGUGUGGUAUCUGGAUCCCGGGACAAUAGCGUGCGGGUGUGGGACGUGGAGACAGGAGCACAUGUCGGGGACGCGUUAGUUGGACACACCGAUUCGGUGGAGAGCGUUGCGAUGAGUGGGGACGGAAGACGUGUGGUAUCUGGAUCGGAGGACAAGAGCGUGCGGGUGUGGGACGUGGAGAGUGGGAUCACACUUCAUACCGGGAGAGUAGAGGAUUGGCAAGAAAUCACGAGUCGGUUCCUGAGGACGGGAGACUUGCGUGCUGCUUCUCUCGCAGGACGAACAUCACAAAUAUUUUCAAGGGACGGAGGAGUUGUGCAGAGGCGAGAGGAUGGGUCUGAGGCUGUGUUGGCCCAGUUGGACAAUCCGAAAGACUUGCAGAUAGAUCAUGAUCACGGGGUCGUAGUUGCAGGGGUGGGCCAUCUGGUUGCUAUCAUGAAGCUAGUGGUCUAAAUUGCGAAACGCGAUAAAAGCUUGGCGCCCGAGACA
This is a messenger RNA of Chondrus crispus (carragheen), 3909 nucleotides long. RefSeq names its product WD40-repeat containing protein. Bases 1 to 3873 code for a protein of 1290 amino acids. Gene Ontology annotation, molecular function: ADP binding; protein binding. The transcript has 2 exons. The record is from RefSeq and is a predicted model, not a curated record. Lineage: Eukaryota; Rhodophyta; Florideophyceae; Gigartinales; Gigartinaceae.